UUCCCACUGAGAAUGUUGCAACAGUUGCAGAUUGUGCCAGCGUGAUUGAGGGCGUGAGCCGUAGCCGCAAUGCUUUGUUGAAUGGAGACACAAAGAAUUAUGACUGGGAUUCUGGGUAUACAUGCCAUCAGCUAGGCAGUGGUGCUAUUGUUGUACAGCUGGCGCAGCCAUACAUGAUUGGAUCAAUUCAGUUACUUCUCUGGGAUUGUGAUGACAGGAGCUACAGCUAUUACGUUGAGGUUUCUACCAAUCAGCAGCAGUGGACCAUGGUGGCUGACCGAACAAAAGUUUCUUGCAA
This is a messenger RNA of Python bivittatus (Burmese python), 298 nucleotides long. The record is from RefSeq and is a predicted model, not a curated record. NCBI's taxonomy places the organism in Eukaryota, Metazoa, Chordata, Lepidosauria, Squamata, Pythonidae.